CUGUGCGAGACACUCGGCUCUGAUAUUCGCAGCCUUUAGCUGGUGUGUUUCUGCUGAUGGCUAGAAGUGUAAACAUAACAUGACAGCCACCGUGUUGCUGUGCCUCGGGAAUGGAAAAGUCUAAGAGAUAACGCAUACUUCAUUUUUGCUUCUGCUGGAGUGUUUAUAAUGAAAAGGUGUCUUUAAAAGUGCUGAAGAAGUGAGGGGAAGUAAUGAAAGAAAGGUGACGUGGCCAGUGAAAACAGCAAAAGGUCAUGGGAUGUGGCAUGGGAAAAUCAGAACUACAGCUGAAGAAAUGUGACAGAGUGAGCAUCUCAGCCCCAGGUGCUUGUUCACGGUUGCAAUCUCAACCCAAAUGUCAUGCACACUGUGAAGCUGCCACAGCAAUCAGAGCAGCUCUGUUGAUCCAGCGCUGGUACCGGCAGUAUGUCGCUCGGCUGGAGAUGAGACGCAGGUGCACGUGGAACAUCUUCCAGUCGAUCGAAUAUGCAGGAGAGCAAGAUCAGAUCAAGCUGUACAAUUUCUUUGGCUUCUUGAUGGACCACUUCACUCCAGCCAGCAGUGAAAGAAACCUAAUAUCUCACAUCUUUCGUGAGAAUGAAAUCUGCCGUGACAUUGAAUGGGAAAGAUAUUUUUGCUACAAGAGCAUUGAGGUACCCGAAAGCUACACCGGCCCCCAUCUGACCUUCCCCAUGACCUUCUGCGGAGUGUCAAAGCUCAUGGAAGCUUUCAAGCACAAACAACAGCUCCAUGCUCGAUAUGUUCUGCAGAUUCUUGGAGAGACUUGGAGACUUCUAAGGAUUCUUCCAAACAUCAAUUAUGUCUCCGUCUGCCAUAACCAGGAAAUUACAAUUUGUGGAGACUUACACGGGCACCUUGAGGAUCUGCUGUUGAUAUUCUAUAAGAAUGGUUUGCCGUCUUCUGAGAAACCGUACGUCUUCAAUGGAGAUUUUGUGGACCGUGGUAAGAACUCAUUGGAGAUUCUGCUCAUCCUGUUUGGGUUCCUGCUGGUCUAUCCCAACGAUGUUCACCUGAACAGAGGGAACCACGAGGACCACAUUGUUAACCUGAGAUAUGGCUUCACUAAAGAAAUUUUGGGAAAAUACAGGGUGCAUGGCAAGAAGAUCCUAAAACUUCUCCAAAAGAUCUUCAGCUGGCUGCCUCUGGCCACAGUGAUCGAUCACAAGGUUCUGAUUGUUCAUGGAGGGAUCUCCGACAUGACAGACCUUAAUGUGAUAGAAAGAGUGGACAGACACAGAUAUGUGUCGGCUCUCAGGCCUACUAAGAUGAGCCAACAAGCCGUCAAUGGCAGCAAGAGUCAGAACAGCAGGAAUGGAGAGGCUGGCGGACCAGUGGAAGGUCGGCGUCGAGUGUACUCUCUGACUCACCACAGCCCAGCCUCGGCUCAGAGACACAAUCCCCCACGGCGCUCCCUCCACAAUCUGCCUAUCAGCAAUCAGCUGAGCUGGUCGCUGGAAGAUGAGCUGAAGAGGAGACGCAGGUUGGCUGGGUUUGAUCAGUCCUACGGAGAAAUGAAUAAGUCAGAGUCUGACUCAGACUCAGAGCCUGCAGGAACAGAGACAGAUGAGCAAGAAUGGAAACAAAUAGUAGACCUGUUAUGGAGUGACCCAAUGCCUCAAAAUGGCUGCAUCCCCAACGAGGUGCGAGGUGGAGGCUGCUACUGGGGACCAGAUGUCACUGAGGAGGUGCUGGAAAGACACAACCUCCAGCUCCUCAUCCGAUCCCAUGAGUGCAAACAGGAUGGCUAUGAGUUCUGCCACAACCGCAGGGUGCUGACUAUAUUUUCAGCGUCUAACUACUAUGAGGUUGGCAGCAAUAGAGGAGCCUACAUCAGAAUGGGCCCUGAUCUGGUCCCUCACUUCAUCCAGUAUCAGGCCAGCAGGACGUGCAGGGAGCUCACCCUGACACAAAGUGUCGGGUGGACAGAAAGAUCAGCUCUACGAGCUCUGAGAGAACAACUCUUUGUACACAAGUCAGAUCUCAUCAGUGCCUUCCAGGAGUUUGAUCCCAACAAUACAGGGAUGAUCUCUCUCAGGCACUGGGCCAGUGCCACAGAGACUGUACUGAAUCUGGGUCUGCCUUGGAGGAUGUUGCGCCCUCAGCUAGUCAACAGCACCAAGUACGGCAUGGUGGACUACCAGCAGUGGAUAAGGGAGCUCUCCAUCACUGAGCCCAAACUAGAGAUUUCUGAUACCAGUAUCCUAGAGACUAUGUACAAAAACCACUCCAACCUGGAAACCAUCUUCCGAAUCAUAGACACAGAUCACUCAGGUUCAAUCUCUUUCGAGGAAUUCCGUCAGACCUGGAAGCUCCUGAGCUCUCAUCUCCAGACAGAGAUCAGUGAUGAGGCCAUCGCAGACCUGGCUCAGAGCAUCGACUUCAACAAGGACGGCAGCAUCGAUAUUAAUGAGUUCAUGGAGGCUUUCCGACUGGUGGACCUCUCUGCACAUACCUGACAGUCUGGACCAAGAGCUGUAGCUGCACCAUUUUAGAUUUUCCUGAUGAUCUGCGGCAUAGAAAACACAAAGAACCACCUUGGGUGGACUUUAUCACCUAUAAACACAUUUGAGGAAGCUUGAAUGGUUACUAGCACUUCAUCAUAUGACGUAGGUAGGUUAACUGAGUGCAUUAUUUGUCCAGAUGCACCAUAGAUGUUGUCUAUCUCCUAGGGUGUGUUUUUUAGCUCUUUUUUUUUAUCCUUUGUAUCUUUUGUAUUACCUGUUUAGUUGGUGAAUAAAAACAUUUGUGCUCA
Messenger RNA from Amphiprion ocellaris (clown anemonefish), 2773 nucleotides. Its product is annotated as serine/threonine-protein phosphatase with EF-hands 2. The transcript is spliced from 19 exons. Lineage: Eukaryota; Metazoa; Chordata; Actinopteri; Pomacentridae. Gene Ontology annotation, cellular component: nucleus; cytosol. Gene Ontology annotation, biological process: negative regulation of MAPK cascade; detection of stimulus involved in sensory perception. The coding region runs from base 255 to 2477 and encodes 740 amino acids. Gene Ontology annotation, molecular function: calcium ion binding; manganese ion binding; protein serine/threonine phosphatase activity. The record is from RefSeq and is a predicted model, not a curated record.